This is a messenger RNA of Cynara cardunculus var. scolymus (artichoke), 715 nucleotides long. Its product is annotated as 60S ribosomal protein L23a-like. The coding region runs from base 90 to 554 and encodes 154 amino acids. The record is from RefSeq and is a predicted model, not a curated record. Gene Ontology annotation, biological process: ribosomal large subunit assembly; translation. The transcript is spliced from 5 exons. Gene Ontology annotation, molecular function: structural constituent of ribosome; rRNA binding. Lineage: Eukaryota; Viridiplantae; Streptophyta; Magnoliopsida; Asterales; Asteraceae. Gene Ontology annotation, cellular component: ribosome; cytosolic large ribosomal subunit.
GUCUACCUCGAAACCCUAGUUCGCUGGUGUAUCGUCUCUUCCUCAUUUCCCUUUUGCAGUUGAUCGAUUUGGAGGAGGUACGGUUACCUAUGGCUCCCGCUAAAGGUGAUGUUACGAAGAAAGGUGAUGCAAAGGCUCAGGCGUUGAAGGCCGCCAAAGCUGUGAAGACAGGUUCAACCUUUAAAAAGAAGGCUAAGAAGAUCCGUACCAAGGUCACUUUUCAUCGACCAAGGACAUUGAAGACAGACAGAAACCCAAAGUAUCCUCGUAUCAGUGCCCCACCAAGAAACAAGCUUGACCACUAUCAGAUACUCAAAUACCCAUUGACCACAGAAUCUGCAAUGAAGAAGAUUGAAGACAACAACACUCUGGUUUUCAUUGUUGACAUCCGUGCUGACAAAAAGAAGAUCAAGGCUGCAGUGAAGAAGAUGUAUGACAUCCAGACCAAGAAAGUCAACACUUUGAUCAGACCUGAUGGAACAAAGAAGGCUUAUGUCCGGUUAACUCCAGACUACGAUGCGUUGGAUGUUGCAAACAAGAUUGGUAUAAUCUAAGUUGGAACUAAUUUGGAAUACAGAGUGCAUGCACAUUGUACAUGACUCAUAUGGGCUAUUGGUGUUUCUGAGGUAUUUGAAAUUAUAUUUUUACUGGGCGUUUGGAUGUUCGGAUUGAAGUAAUGUUUGAGGGAAGCAAUUGGAAUUGGAAUUUUUGGCAA